Xiphophorus hellerii (green swordtail) is the source of this 8337-nucleotide messenger RNA. RefSeq names its product cadherin-4-like. The record is from RefSeq and is a predicted model, not a curated record. The transcript has 17 exons. NCBI's taxonomy places the organism in Eukaryota, Metazoa, Chordata, Actinopteri, Cyprinodontiformes, Poeciliidae. The coding region runs from base 280 to 3084 and encodes 934 amino acids. Gene Ontology annotation, biological process: calcium-dependent cell-cell adhesion; cell-cell adhesion mediated by cadherin; cell morphogenesis. Gene Ontology annotation, molecular function: calcium ion binding; cadherin binding; beta-catenin binding. Gene Ontology annotation, cellular component: adherens junction; catenin complex; plasma membrane.
GCACCGGGUGGCUGAUAGGAGGGGUUGGAGUGAGUGACGCUGGCUGCGCCUUGAUGCUGAGCGGAGCGCUCACCUGCAGACGAGAAGAGCCGGGGAAAACUCGGGACAGAGCUGCAGCACACACUCACGGAGCGCAGGGUGAAACGCAGCGAACAGUCUGACCGAAGUGGGAGAGGAAAUUAAACAAUCACCGAGGAAGAACCGCGGAGCGACCUUCUUUUCUUUUCUCUCUCUCCUGUUCCUUGUCCAGGCAGCUUUGACUCGCUUUUACUCGUCACAAUGAGGACUGACUUCGCAGUGGUCCUGACAACAGCUCUUCUUUUUGAUACAAUUUGGAGGAAUAAUGGGGAGCACGCCUCCCAAGGUCCCUGUCGACCUGGCUUCUCGCAAAGCUUCUACUUCGUCCAGAUAUCGAGGGAUGUACUGCAAGGCCAGGGCGUACUUAAAGGUACUCCAGUAUCACCGCAAAAAGUGAAGUUUGACGACUGCAUGGGGAAUGAGGCCGUGGUUUUCCAGAGCACCGACCCGGUCUUCAACGUCCGGACAGAUGGAUCCAUCUUUGCCAAGGGACAGGGAGCCAGCUUGGAUGAGACAGUUCAGUUUAAAGUGACAGCGCGUGGCCCUCACACAAAUGUCUGGGAGACUGUGGUUCAACUGACCCUGAUUGACCUGUCGUCAUCAGGGCAAAAUGAAAAUGAGGUCACAGAGGAAGCAGGGAACAUCAGUGAGCAAAACAAGAAGAAGGACGCGUCGCAGGCACCAACUCCUGUCAUCAUGUUCCCAGGGUCCCACGUCAACAGCACCAGGGGUCUCCGAAGGCAGAAGAGAGACUGGGUGAUCCCACCAAUCAACGUUGCAGAAAAUUCUCGUGGACCAUUCCCUCAGAUGCUCGUCAGUAUUCGUUCCGACCAAGACCAGAACAUUCCAAUCCGAUACAGCAUUACUGGGGUGGGAGCAGAUCAACCACCCAAUGAGGUGUUCAGCAUCGACCCUGCGCUCGGAAAGAUGUUUGUCACCAAACCUCUGGAUCGAGAACAUCGAUCUUCUUAUCAUCUGCGGGCCCAUGCAGUGGACAUAAAUGGGAACCAGGUCGAGAAUCCGAUUGAUCUGUACAUCUUCGUUAUCGACAUGAAUGACAACAGACCAGAGUUCAAAAACCAGGUCUACAAUGGUUCUGUGGAUGAAGGUUCUAAACCAGAUACUUAUGUAAUGCAUCUAUCUGCAUUUGAUGCCGAUGACAACACCACAGCUAAUGGAAUGGUGCACUAUCGGAUCCUGUCCCAGACACCGCACAGCCCCAUCCCUAACAUGUUCACCAUCAAGAGUGAGACGGGGGACAUUACGACAGCGGCGCCUGGACUCGACAGAGAGAAAGUGUCCCAGUACACCAUCAUUGUGCAAGCCACAGACAUGGAGGGAAACCUCAACUUUGGCCUUUCCAACACAGCCACUGCCAUCAUCACUGUCACGGACAUCAACGAUAACCCUCCCAUGCUGACCUCAGGAACUUUUUCUGGCGAGGUCCCAGAGAACACAGUGGAUGUUGCGGUGGCUAAUCUGACUGUAAUAGAUGCUGACCAGCCUCAUUCUCCUAACUGGAACGCCGUUUACAGGAUCAUCAGUGGGGACCCAACUGGGCACUUUACCAUCCGCACUGAUCCCAUUUCCAAUAACGGCAUGGUCACCGUGGUGAAGCCAGUCGAUUUCGAGAUGAACCGGUCCUUCAUGCUGACAGUGGUCGUGUCAAACCAGGCCCACCUGGCCAGCGGCAUCCAGUCUUCACUCCAGUCGACUGCUGGAGUCAUCAUAUCUGUGAAGGACGUCAACGAGCCCCCUUACUUCCCCACCAACCCCAAACAGAUCCGAUUCGAGGAAGGCGUUCCUACUGGCACCAGCCUGACCACUUUCUCAGCCUCAGAUCCUGACAGACUCCAGAUGCAACAGAUAAUCAGGUAUUCAAAGCUGAACGAUCCCGCAAACUGGCUGUCUAUUAACAGAACCAGCGGUCAGAUUGUAACAACUGGAAUGCUCGACCGGGAGUCCGUCUACGUAAAAAACAACAUAUACGAAGCUACUUUUCUGGCUACAGACAAUGGCUCUCCUGAAGCCAGCAGCACAGGCACAUUGCAGAUCUAUUUGAUAGAUAUUAAUGACAACCCCCCGGCGCUCGUACCAAGGGAGUCUCAGAUCUGCGAAAGGAUGAACAAAAACGUCAAUGGUGUCAACAUCACUGCCGCCGAUGCUGACACGGAUCCCAAUGCUGGACCCUUUGUUUUCGAGCUGCCCAACUUCCCCAGCAGCAUCCGACGCAACUGGACCAUUGCACGGAUCAAUGGUGAUUAUGCCCGUCUCGCUCUUCGGUACCAGAUCUACUUAGAACCAGGAAUGUACGAGGUCCCUAUCAUUGUGUCAGACUCUGGCAACCCUCCGUUGUCCAACAGGUCUGUCAUCAAAGUGAAGGUUUGUCCUUGCGAUGAAAAUGGAGACUGUACCACACUUGGUGCUGUCGCGGCCGCUGGCCUGGGGACUGGAGCCAUCAUCUUCAUCCUAAUUUGCAUCAUCAUACUGCUGUGCAUGGUGCUGUUGUUUGUGGUAUGGAUCAAGCGCAGGGAGAAAGAGAGGCAGACGAAGCAGUUGCUGAUUGACCCUGAAGAUGACGUCCGAGACAACAUCCUCAAAUACGACGAGGAGGGCGGAGGAGAAGAGGAUCAAGACUACGACUUGAGCCAGCUGCAGCAGCCCGACUCUUUAGAACACAUCAUCAGCAAGCCGCCUGGCGUACGCAGAGUUGACGAGAGGCCCAUCAUCCCAGAGUCUCAGUACCCCAUUAGACCAGUUGUGCCCCAUCCUGGAGACAUUGGAGACUUUAUCCAUGAGGGUCUGCGGGCUGCAGACAACGACCCCACAGCGCCUCCGUAUGAUUCCCUGCUCGUUUUUGACUAUGAGGGCAGCGGCUCCACCGCCGGCUCAGUCAGCUCCCUCAACUCUUCCAGCACAGGAGACCAGGACUAUGACUACCUCAACGACUGGGGACCCCGUUUUAAGAAGUUGGCUGACAUGUAUGGGGGUGGGGAUGACGAUUAAAAAUCCAGCCCUAUCUCUCACAUAUAUACACACACACACCCUCAACCCGUCAGCUGGCCUGCCAAGCUCUGUCUCCACAACACAGUGGGGCUAUUACACCCUUCUUGAACACACGUUAAAGAUGGCAUGUUCACACGGACCAACCAACCAAUCUAACAACCCACCACAGAGGAUCAGUGCCGUGAGUCACUUCCUGGUGCUCUUCUCAACCGGCUCCUGCUCUAAGCCUGUCUAAGACUGUGCUAGAAGCUCUGAUUUGCAGGCUUUGUGUCAUAUCUACUCUCGAACUCAUGCACUUAUUUUGUCACAUCAGUUUUUGAGUUGUACACUUUGAUUAUUUUUUUAUGUCUGGUUUUAUUUCAGUUUCUAUUGCCUUCUUUUUGUCCUCAGUCUCGUUUGAUUCAGAAGAUUCCCUUUUCCGGAGGGAUUUCACUUUUCCCUCUCCGUCAGCCCCCCGCCUGCCCGCCUUUCUGAAGGAGCUUUAGGUUGAGCUACAUGCUUUUUCUGAGGCAAACAAAAGAGAGAGAAAAGGUAACACAGAUAUGAAAGUCCUCUUUACAUGGAGGGUUUUGAUCCAUUCUUUCCUGAACUUGAAUUACUUAGAAUAGAAGCACUGUUGUUUAAAAAAGUGCCUUCAGUGGUGGGUUUCUUUUAGCAGACUCCUGCUAACUCAGGAUUGGUUGCCAUUAUUUGGGCUAACAGGCCGUGACAUGACCCCAGACCCUUUAAUUCAGAUCUCCCUCGUCAUUUCUCCCGUCCGGCAGGGCCGUGGUAUCUGCGGGAGAUGUCAGUGCUGGUUUUAGAGGGCGCUUCAAGUAGACAUACUGUACAUAGGCCUACAGUGUGUCUCUAAGUAACAGACAAAUCAUUAGGCUUUUUCAAGUCAAAUGUACCUGUGCCCCUAGAUCACAUUUAGAUUGACAAUGAUUGCUGAAAUCACAGAUACAUAUGAAGAGGCUGUCUUACAGAAAAAAAAUCAUCAUGUCUUUGUUUCUUGUAGCAACAGCAGCUGUGUUUGUUUUGCUCUCAGUGUGUGAGAGAUUGGGCUCAUUACUAAGCAUAAAGGUUGACAAGCUGUUGUUUCUGCAAUGUUGCUGGGUAUGAAGUGCUUAAAGAGGUUAUUCAGGAGCUUGGCUUUAAGAUCAUCCAAUAUUUGCAUAUGCACUCUUUCAGUCAAAGGUGGUUGAUUACCUUACAAUUUUUGUGAGAAACAUGUUGUGGAAGUAUAAACAUGAAAGUUACAAAUGUUACAAAAGGUACAACACAGCCAUUGCUGUGAUUUUAUCUUAUAAUUAGCUGCACCUUGAGUUACUCUCUAAUUUUACCCAAAUUAGCCCAUAUUGCUUUUCCUAUAACUUUAUGACAUAAACACUGCUACAGAAACUAGAGAUUCAGUGAAAUUGUCCAAUUUUCAGCUUGUGCAGAUGACUUGUGAUCUAAUCAGUCAGAACUCACAGAAAUCUUACUUUUUCAAAUCAGUGAAUGUACCAUAUCAAACCACAGAAGUGGAAACACACUUAAUAUGUGGACGUUGUUACUUUGGAAAGAAGGCUCAAAGUUUGUACCAAUGAGGGUUUAAAAAUGAAAUCAGUGAAAGCACAGUAGGUAUAAAAAUUUAAAAAGGGAAAAGUGUGUUCUAUAAGGAUAUCAGGAUCAACUGUUCUUUCCAGCGACAUGUUAUUUCCUCAGCAUUUCAAAUUUUUGCAGUUUUGUUUUCUUUUAUAUGCAGCUUUUAUGGGUUUAAAACAGUCUGCCACGUUACAUUAUUUCAUAAUGGCCUUGGGGACUUUUAUUGAAUUGCCUAAAGAACAAAUUGAAAUUGGAGCUGAGUACAGCAGACAACAGGAAGGCUAAACAGAGUAAAUCAAAAUGUUCAGUUUCAGCCACAUUGAUUAUAGAUCAUACUGGAUUUGGAAAUGUUGGCUUUUUUGCUAAAUUUAUAAGAUUAAUGUGGGGUUUGACAUUAUCUAGGGGAUACACUUGGGAGUGCUGUUUACAGGUGCAAUCGAUAACUGUUCCAAUUGCGAACUUGAGCUGCUAAAGGACUUUUGAAAUGUCAACUCCCUUAUAAAUUUGUCUUUGUUUUAAAAUCGCAAAACCCAUCUCUCUGACACGAUGUAACAUCUCCUCUGCUUCUAAUAUUUAGUUAUUGAGAAAUCAUGUCACUAAUACUGCUAUGACAGCUCUUACAAAGAUUCUUAAAUCUGCAUUGACAGUUCAUAGCUUUACAAAAAACCCAACAUUGGUGCAUCUCUAACAGAAACUGGGGCAAAUAAGCAGAGCCAAGCAGUCUUAGCACUGUCACAAACCAGCUCUCUUUAGGCAGAGUUCCACUUAUUUAAAAUAUUAGUCUGAAAAUCCUGACAUUAAUUUAAGAGGUUUUACGAAAGGUAGAUUUGUGUGAAGCCCAUGUACUUUAGUAAUGAGACACUUCCUAACACAUUUUCUGUCUGCCAGCUGUCUCUGAGCUUUUGUAAACUUAAUUUGUGGCACAUCAGAAAUGUGUUGUAGAUUGGUUAAACAUAGUUUGCUCAUUAAAGUUUUUGAAUAUGCAAAACAUUUAAAAAAUGGUACAGGGAGAAACUGAUCAUUGAAAAUAUGAUUUGUUCAGGCAGGUUUGUAUUACUGAUAACUCACCAGAAGCAGGUUACAAAGGUCAGUAGGUGUAAAGGAGCAAGCUUUUUUUCUAAUUAUUCCUUUCUUAAUCUGUUCAGUUUUUAUUCAACAAGAUUUAGAUAACAAUCAAACCACUCUAUUUUACAAAAUAUGACAAGGAAGCAGACAUGAGCUCUUUGAGAUGCCUUGAGGAAAAAAUACACUGUUUCACGGUAUCAUAGUAUUUAGACAAAGAUUUAAAACCAAAGUGAUUGAAUUGCUUUUAUUUGAAAAUUUGAAGUGGCUAAUGGUCUUGUUGCUGCAAAAUAACAUACUUCUAGUUACAUUGAUAGUACAAUACCAUAUUUUAUUUUGAUGCAUAGAUUAAACAUUUCAAUAAACAUGAAAUUAUUUUACUAGCCGUUUUUAGAUAAUCGACUUAUUGCACAGAGUGUUAUAAAUUGUUGCUCUUUUUAGAUGAACAGAAAUGUAAAACAGCUGAUAUUAGCUUCUUAAUUGGUUGGGCUAUCUGACUGGUUAAAGUGUAAAAUUGACUGUUUAGGUUAUUGCUGCUCAUAAUUUGUGAACUGUAGUUUAAAAACAGUGUUAUUUUAUUAAAAGCGAUGGGUGGUACUUCAUAGUUUCUUGUACUAUGAUUUGUUUUUUGUGUGACUGGAAAUCUAUACAAAGAGUUGACAUUUUAUUUGUUUUAAACAAGGGAAAAGGAUAGUAGCUGUUAUUCAGCCAGCUUCCCAGCAACAGGUGGAGGAGAGAGUAAACAAGGAAACAGGACUCUGGUCACUUCCUCUCUCAUCUAUUUUAAAGGACCUUGAAGUAUAAACAGUAUAACAGAUCCUUUUAGCAGCUUUGAAACUGUUGCUUUUUAAACCCUUGUCAAACCUUGAUAGCAGUAACCAGUAUGUAAAUUGAGUGAAAAUAGACUGGUAAAAAAAUGGAAAUGUUUGGCUGUAGAUACAAGUAGAAUAGAAAGUGGUGUGCAUCAUUUGAUUUAAAAAAACGAAAGGAGCAACCAAUCCAGUGUAAAUAAACAGGUCAACAGGGUCAAUUUGGUUCGGUUGGCAGAUUGAUAAGUAUGAAUUGCUGCUUAUACAAUCUAGGAACGUUGAUCAUCAGGAUAGCCGCCAGCUCAGAUAUGAAAACGGAGUGGUUUCCACAGCUCACUGCUAGAUAAGCUCUUAUCUGUGUGACUACCUUUUAGCCUGAAGAAUAUCCCACAAAAUAAACACAGCUGUUAGUUCCUAUUUGUGAUUCUUUCUGACGCAUAAAUGUUGUAAAUAUAGAAUCUUUUUAUACAUGUGGCAACAUUAGUUUUUCUGUGCAGUCUUUUUUUCCCCACUAUAGUUUGGUUCCAAAUGAAUACUUGGCAAAUUAUAUUUCACAAAAAGCCAUGUGCAUUUACUAGAAUUUGUAUAAAUCUGUACGGGCUGACAGCCAUAAUUGUAUUGCUUCAUCGUGGCGAGAGGGUUUCCACUCCAAACCAACCUGUACAGUACACACUCACUCCUCUAGGCCUUACUGUAAAUAUAAGAGUGUUCUAUAUUAUAUAACCCCAUUCCGCAGUGUUUCAAUUCACUCAAAGAGCAGCACUAAGACUGAUGGCCAUCCUGUCUCCAAAGAAAGAAGAAAUAUCAUAGAUGUGAUGCUCUGUAAUCAGACAUUCAAAUCCGAUUCUGGGACAAACAGAUGUUGGCAGCCAACCUUCAUAGACUGUGUUACAUAUGAAGACAUGACGCUUUGUUGUAGUGAUACUGAAUGUUGGUUUGGCAGCAAGGCACCAGUGCAUAGACUGAAACUUGACCCCCAGUGAUCUUCAAAAUAUUGGUUAUUUCCUGUUGAAGUCGUGGUCCAUUUGUUGUGUUGACAUUCUCUUGCUAAUAUAAAGGGGAAAUUAACAAAUGAAAACCAAGAGGGAACUGCACUGCCAAAGUUCAACCCUGAGUUCAGUCUGACACUUGGGGUUACUCAAAGAACACCCGGUCACUGCAGGAUAAAGACCUGGACUCUUUAUCACCAUGGACGCAGACCUGAAGGGAGAUUCUAAAAGAUGCCAAACUUUUGUUCUGCUAUGGAUUGAAGCCCAAACAUGGGCAGCAGGCUCUCAUACGAGUCCUCCUGCUUUUCAAGUCCAAGUGUACAUAAUGUAAUAUUUGCUUGAAGCUAAACAGACCAUGUUAGGCAAGCUGUAACUGUACAAUUGGAGCUUUUUGCAUGUGUCUUUUUAUAAUGGGCAGAUGAGUUCUACUGCAGUUAUCAUGAACGAAUUCAAAAACUGUGCAGCCUGCAUGAGAGAGGCUGGAGUCCAGAUGGGACUCUGGUGUACACAUAUUGUUUCAAAUGAAGGAGAAAGAAAAAAAAAGCAGAAAAAAUAUUGCACAGGUAUCAAGUCAAAAGACUUUUUUGUAAAUUGCCAACAGCACAAAUAUUUUAUAUUGUUGUUUGUACCUUUUUUUUAAAAAAGAAAAGGAAAAAAAAAGGGAAAGAGUCUGUUAUUUCAAGCGUGUGUUGCCACUGCGACGUUGGUUUCCAGAAACACCAUACAAUACAUUCUCUUGCAGAUAAACCUUGUAAUAUAGACGCUGAGCCAGAGUCCCUAUCAGCAUCAUGUGUUAUAAAUAAAAAUUUCCCCUCCUUGUAAGA